This is a messenger RNA of Selaginella moellendorffii, 702 nucleotides long. Its product is annotated as peptidyl-prolyl cis-trans isomerase FKBP20-2, chloroplastic. The record is from RefSeq and is a predicted model, not a curated record. Lineage: Eukaryota; Viridiplantae; Streptophyta; Lycopodiopsida; Selaginellales; Selaginellaceae. The transcript has a single exon. Gene Ontology annotation, molecular function: peptidyl-prolyl cis-trans isomerase activity. The coding region runs from base 20 to 676 and encodes 218 amino acids.
UAUUAGGGUUGUUUUAGGUAUGGUUGCUUUAUCCUUUCUUCCCUCUGGCGCCACUAUCCUCCCUCCAUCGCCACUCCCGCGCAGGAAUUUCCUCGCUCUAGGGUGCCCGCUGCUGGUAGCGAUCGGCAGCGCUGGCAAUGCCGCCCAAGCGGUGAUCAAAUCCAAGGCCGCGGCCCAGGAAGAGAAGCUGCUGGAAUCAAACCAGCGGAUCCAGCAGUUGAAUGGCGUGCCUCCGGAUUUCCCGAGCUUCGUCCGCCAGGGAUUCAAGGUCAAGGUUGUGGCGAGCCCCAAGUAUGUGACCACGAGCACCGGAUUGAUCUACCUCGAUCUGGAGCAGGGGAGCGGCGAUUGCCCCAGCGAUGGCCAGCAAGUGAUCUUCAACUACAUUGGCUACAACGAGGCCGGGAGGAGGAUCGACAGUAGCUACCAGAAGGGGCAGCCAUCCAAGACGCGAUUGGGCGAUGGUGGAUUGGUUCCUGGGUUUGAGGAAGGGAUCAAGAGCAUGAGGCCUGGCGGGAAGCGAAGAAUUGUCGUCCCUCCCGAGCUGGGUCCUCCAGUCGGCCCCUCGACGUUCUUUAGCUCCAAGCAGUUCGAGAUCUUCGACGUGGAGCUCGUCCAGGUGAAGGAUUGCGUGAGAAAGACAGUGGGAUUCUUCUCGGCUCUUAGCUGUGACUGAAAACAAACGAAUUUUUUGUUCAUGGA